AUGGCGCCAGCUAUAGCCAACAGCGCAACGCGGUUUAACCCCCAGAGGUCUACAGCCUACUCGACAACCGCGUUGAAACGAUGGUCGUGCCUUAAUGAAGGCGUCCUUCCCUCCAUUCCGAAUAUCAAAGCUAUUCACGUCUAUGAUUUUGACAACACUCGUACGGAGACACCCCCAAAGUUACGCUUCGUAUUCUCGACCUUAUGGAAUGGGCCAACAAUUGGGUUUCUGCAGUCAUAUGAAUGCUUUGCAAAAGGCGGCUGGUGGCAUGAUUCGAACAUCCUUGGAUCAACAGGCGAUGGGAUCGAAGUUGAAGAAGCCCGCGCCUGGGCAGGGUGGUGGAAUGAACAGAUAGCCCAAUUGGUUCAACUGAGUAUGAAACAGAAAGAUGCCCUCACCGUCCUGCUAACUGGAAGGUCUGAAGGUGGUUUUGCCGAGCUUAUCGGACGCAUGAUCAAGAGUAAACAGUUGGCAUUUGAUCUUGUCUGCCUGAAACCAGAGGUUGGCCCGAACAACCAGCGUUUCGCAUCUACAAUGAAAUUCAAGCAAUGCUUUCUAGAUGACCUAAUGCGUACGUAUAAAGAGGCUGAAGAAAUCCGAGUCUACGAGGACCGUGUAAAUCAUGUCAAAGGCUUCCGUGACUUUUUUGAGCAGUUCAAUAAAGAUGCUUUGGCAGCGGGCCCAUCGGCCACCCGAAAGCCCAUCACCGCUGAGGUGAUCCAAGUGGCUGAGCUGGCUAAGUAUUUGUCUCCAGUCACAGAGGCAGCCGAGAUCCAACGCAUGAUCAACUCUCACAAUGCAUCACUGGGUAAUCCAGCGGCAAAUCUCACCAAGUCACCCUAUGGCAGACUUGAGCUUUCAAAGACUACAUUCUACACAGGAUACAUCCUGUCAAAUGCUGACACCGCUCGGCUGAUAGAAAACAUUUUCCUUCCACUAAUAUCAUCCAGCGUCGCUGACACGAGUGAAAUUAAGUUCAUGUCGAACAGCAUCAUGAUCACACCGCGAUCGUCUCCCAAACCCAUACUUGACAAGGUUGGGGGCCUUGGGAAGGUCGUCCGCUGGCGUGUCACAGACACGGGCACGCACGAACACAAGGUAUGGGCUGCACGGGUCAGUCCGCUGGAUAGCUCAGAGACUAUCCACACUGACAACCCAGAGCCUAUGAUCGUGCUCGGUAUGCGCAAAGGCGUGCGGCCGACAGAUGCGGCCAAGAUCCGUAACUGGAACCCAGUUACGAAGGAUGACUCUCUAGUGUUUGACACGGUAAUCGGGGAGAAGACCAUCCUGCGUGUGCAGGAACGGAAUGUAGGACGGAACGGCGUCGCUGGCCGAGGCGGCAAGAAGAGAGUCCAGCCGGACAGCCGAGAUGAGACGGAGUCCUCUCCACGGGAUUAUCGUGACAUGCAGCAGCAUCGACCAGCUGCCCCUGAGUAUUCUGGCGGGAGGCCACAUUACUAUAACCGCCAUUAUAAUAAUGGGCCACAGCCACCCUUCCGUGGGAACCGUGGUAGGGGGGGACGAGGGGGAAGAGGCGGCCGAGGACGUGGCCGUGGCGCUGGUGGGGGUAGGGGGGACGGCCACGGAUCAAGAUACAGGUCGUUGGAUGACCAUGUUGCCGGCGGCGGCCAUGACCGCUCAAUGGACAACAGAGGUCCUGCCAGGGGACCCGGCGGAGGCCCGGUGAUGAACUACUAG
Microsporum canis CBS 113480 is the source of this 1698-nucleotide messenger RNA. RefSeq lists its product as hypothetical. Gene Ontology annotation, cellular component: box C/D methylation guide snoRNP complex; small-subunit processome. Gene Ontology annotation, biological process: rRNA methylation; box C/D sno(s)RNA 3'-end processing. The transcript has 5 exons. Gene Ontology annotation, molecular function: histone H2AQ104 methyltransferase activity; RNA binding; rRNA methyltransferase activity. The record is from RefSeq and is a predicted model, not a curated record. NCBI's taxonomy places the organism in Eukaryota, Fungi, Ascomycota, Eurotiomycetes, Onygenales, Arthrodermataceae. The coding region runs from base 1 to 1698 and encodes 565 amino acids.